Molecule: messenger RNA, 3199 nt
Organism: Elgaria multicarinata webbii
Lineage: Eukaryota; Metazoa; Chordata; Lepidosauria; Squamata; Anguidae
Gene: FAM185A
Product: family with sequence similarity 185 member A
Exons: 8
Coding region: 270-1487 (405 amino acids)
Source: RefSeq, a predicted model, not a curated record
GGUACUGCUGGAACUGCCAAUCUGUGCUUAUGCAGUUUCUUUCUUUUUGAAACUUACAGGACGGGCCUGUAAAGGGAGCUAACACAGGAAACCCACAGAAUCGGGGGAGCGGGGAGGAUCCCAUGGCCGCUUUCUAGCCUGAAGGGCAAUCUCUCUCUCUCUGGGGGGUAGGGAGGGGGUCGGAGUGCCCUGGCACGGUAACCCACCCACCCCAGUCUCUGCCCAUCGAAGGACACAGAAGCUGCCCCAGCAGGUGAGGGUCGAGCAAAAUGCGACUCCCCCUGUUGUUGCCAAGAUGGUGGCACCUGGCAGCGAAGACUGCAACAGGGAACAGGCAAGGGUUGUUGAAGGGUGGAGGCAAUGUGGACCCAGAGUGGUGGGGUGUCAGCUGCCAUCAGGUUAGCUCAUUUGUGACUAGCCCUGGUCGCCAAAGCAGGGGUCCAGCUGUGUCCGGAGUAAGCAGGCUGAAGAGUAACAAACCUCUCAAAGAGUGGACCCUGAUUGUCAGCCCCUUUGGCCUGCUGAAGGUGAGGCUCCCUUGCCAUGUCACCGUGUGCCCCCUCGACCCACACAACUACCCUGAGGCCGACCGGGUAUUUGUUACAGCGAGGGGGACGAACACCAACCCCCAUCACGGUCCAGAUCUGGAUAAUUUGCAUGUGAAAUAUGAUGAGGCAUUAAAGGAGAUGACGAUCAUCUCAGAUGACAUGGACAGUGCUGCCUCUGUGGAUGUGAGGACCCCCAUAAAAUUUGACUUGGAUAUUAAGACGUCAGGAAACGGCUGUGUGAAGAUUGAGAAAAUAGAAUGUGAUCGCUGCAGAAUAGAAACAGAGAAGGGAACUAGUGUCUUGCGAUCAAUAAAGAGUCAGAAAAUUGACAUUCAGUCUAAAGGUGGGAAAGUGAUUUGCCUGGGAACUCUUCAGGGAAACACUGAUAUUCAUGCGUCACAAGAAAGUAGUGUGAAUAUAGAAAAGCUACAAGGGUCAUCUGUUAACAUCUCUACUAAACAUGGUUUAUUAAAAACCAAAUACCUUUAUGCAGAAUCUUCGUUUCUGUCUUCAGCGGCUGGUGACAUUCUACUGGGGAAUGUUCAUGGCGAUACAACCGUUCAGACUAAAACAGGAGACAUCACAGUGGAUUCCUCAGAAGGAUCCCUAAAAGCUUCUACAUGUCAAGGGGAGAUAGAUGUUUAUAUUAUUAGUCAAGUGGGGAAAGUGGAUUUGAAAACUCGGAAAGGGUCCAUCACUGUCAAGGUACCUGCCACUCUUAAAGCUUAUCUGCAGUUAUCUGGAAGCAACGUUGAGGUGAGCCCAGAGAUCCGGUUGCAGGAUAUCCAGAAUGCAUCCAGAGAGGGCCACGAAACUCUGAUCGGCCAAAUGAAUCAAAAAGAUGAAAAAGGAAAAUGUAUUAAAGCAGAGACACAAAAUGGCACAGUGUACCUCAAAAGUCAAACCUGGUUCCAAUCUGUGCAGUUGAAGGCACCAUGAUGGAGGAAUAAUCCUUCCUUCCUUAAAUCAAGGAACAACAAAGAAGGAUGACUGUGAAAUUAUGUUGGUCCUACUUUGCAGCGAAUGUGUGGAAUCUUACCCAAUGUUUGUAUGUACAAUGCACUGAUGCAUGUUUUAGUGUUUCUGAUUACUCUUUCUAUGGCUUCAAAUUACUACACGCUCAGGAAUCAUGGGGGGUGGGGGGAAAUCUGAUUCCUAAUUUUUCUCUUAGAAAUUCAGAAUGGCCAAACUUUCAACAAACCCUGUACAUUAAAAGCCUACGGAACCCAAACAUAUGUAAACAAUUUUCAUUUUUAACAGUCAGUGCACAUUUUUCAGGAUAUCCUUUGGUUGAAUUACUUAGUUUAGCGGGAUCUACCUGUUUGUUUAGUAAGAAAUCUACCAGUAUGUUUUUCCUAACACAGCAAAUAGCACCUUGGUGGAGCCAUUUAUAAUGGCAGGAAAAGUCAGUAAGUCCCCGACUUUUCCAGCACAGAGCUUCUCAGGAAACACCCAUGGUGGCUGCGAGGUGGCUGCUGCGUUGUAUAACUGACACAGCACCACUGUGCAGCCACCAUGCGGCUUUUAAGCUGUAUUAACAGCCUCCUGUUUUUUCACCUGCCUUUCAGUCUAGCCCAGACAAUGGUGCUGGUUAGAUGGAGGAACAGUAAAUGCCAUUGCCUUCUAACUCACUGGUUCUCUAUCUGCCAGGCAAGCAAGUAGCAGCAAUGUUGAAAACAAGGAUGAGGAACAGAGUAGCUGGUGACAAUUAUUAUUGUAUAUUGUUGCCUGUGUGGGUGUGAGCGCGCACACAAAUAUCAUGUGUGAGUUCAGGAUUAGGGGCAGACUAAGGGGCCUACUAACCUUGAUUCAGCCAUAUGUACCCUGUGUAGCUUUGAAGUUGUUUGCAAAGUGUCGUAAAUAUUAGAAGGUUGAAUAAGGGGAAGCGCUUAGCCAUGUAACUAUAAGGACUCCAUUGUUCUUUUUAAAAUAGUGGAAGAUCGCUCUUCUCUUAAAACAAGGUCCUAUCAUUUCAAAGUUGCGGGGUAUAGUGUGAAGAUAUAUAAUGACCUUGCUGCAACCAAGGAGAUCCAUCGCUGGUCAGUAGAUGAGAGGCUUGCCUGGGUACAGUACGUAUGUUUUCUUACGUUCCAUGAUGCAAGUAAAAAAUAAUUAUUUUUUCUUGAAGAACGUGUGUUUCAUCUUUGUAUUGUAGGUAAUUUGGGACUGACUCACAUGCAAACAGCCAUUUCAGAGAAAAGACACAAUUUAUCUAUGGAGUGUGCAUGUAUAAGUAUCUAGAAACACAUUUUGCCUUCAUUAAAACCUAAUUUCUUUUAAAUACAGUAACAUCUGGGAAAUUCUAAGCAUAUUUAUUUCAUGUUUUUAAGCUUAUAUUGCAGGAAACUACAUAGCAUUGAAGUACAGACAAAUAAUGUUAGUUACUGGUACACAAAAAUACAUUCUGUUUUUCAUGGAUUGAACAAAAGCAUAACAUUUAAUAGACUGUACGUGGGGUGGGGUGGGGGGAAGGUAACAAUAUUUGCCAGGAAUAUUCAUGGUUACUAUCUAAUUAAAAACACUCUCCUUUAAAAGAAAAUUGAACCACAUUUUCUAAUGGAAACAAAAUGACGUUUUUCUUUUAGUUUUCAGACUUGAGAAUUUUUAAAAUAUUAUUUAGCUUCUAGUUUCCUGCUUGGGGGGGGGGCUGU